Messenger RNA from Aspergillus nomiae NRRL 13137, 1263 nucleotides. Its product is annotated as DUF3712 domain-containing protein. Lineage: Eukaryota; Fungi; Ascomycota; Eurotiomycetes; Eurotiales; Aspergillaceae. The record is from RefSeq and is a predicted model, not a curated record. The transcript has 4 exons. Gene Ontology annotation, cellular component: fungal-type vacuole membrane. The annotation marks the transcript as partial.
GAAUUAAUUCUGUGGAUCCUGGAGGAGUCCAGCGAUGCUACUUUGUAUAUAUACGUUGACGACCAUGCUUCCCAAUGCCUUCCACAAACCACCUCCCAAAGCAAAGCCAUGGCUGAGAGACCAUCCUAUCUUACCACCAAAGCUGGAAAAUAUGCCCUCGGGGCAAAUCGUGGACCUCUGGCCAAAGAGGAUAUAGUUGAAUCCCAGAUCGCACAUGUAGAGUUGGCAGAUAGCAGCUCGCUGAAGGGCAGAGGGAAGGUGCGCCAGCACUGGACCCGGUUUUGGUGCUGUUAUUUGGUCAGUGCCAUUAUUUUCCUGGCUAUUUUUCUUCCACUCUUUUUCACCGUCAUCAUCCAAGCAAUCUCCCAGCGAGUGAUCGACAAUGCAUCGCUCGUCCUAGUGGAAGCUAAGAUCAUGCAACCCCGACCAGAGUCUGUUCUGCUCAGUAUCCAAACCGCACUCAAGCUUCCCGUCAACGUCCCCGUACGCCUUGACCCAAAUGUUCUCCACCUAUUCAAUAACGAUGAACCGGGAAAUAGCACGUAUUUGAAAGUAUACAACGAUGCUCUAGAAAUCCAGGGAACCGCAAGUAUUGGGGUUCAGAACCAGCCAAGUCCAGUGAACCCAGGGCCAUGGAAACACUACGUUCGCAGCGUGGUCUUCGAGCCACAUGCUCCGUUAUCUGCGUUUGGAAACACCAACAUAUACUUGGGAAAACUGAAGAGUCAUAUUUCGUUGAAGAAGGACCUCCCUCAAAACACUCUCAAUUCUUUCGCUGGAUUUUCGAUCGACCACCCGAAAAUGCUUUUUCCGCCGCGAGAUGACGGGGUGAAUCUAGUUGCAAAUGCGAUAUUGCCAAAUCCAUCGGUCAUGACCAUAGAGAUUGGUAAUAUAACCAUGGACUUGAAAAGCAAAGAUCUGAUAGUAGGGAAUGCGACUAUCAACAACUUGACGUUACGACCCGGAAACCACUCGACACCACUCGAGGGGGUGGUAGAUAUGCACACAAUCAUAGAGAAUCUUCUGCCUCUCGUGCAGGCGCAAGGAAGCUCUUUGCGGAAUGGGUAUCUCAGCCUCGAUGCUGUCACACGAGAAGUGGAAUACGAUGGCGUCGUGAUCCCAUAUUACACCGAAGCCAUGCGUGAUUUGGUCCUGUCGGCGAAGGUGCCAGUCAAUGACCUAGUGAUCAACUCAAUACAAGGGAUACUUCACAAUAACAGUUCCGAUCUCCAAUCUAUACUCUCUGAUACUGGGGAUCGGAAG